Molecule: messenger RNA, 1527 nt
Organism: Cuculus canorus (common cuckoo)
Lineage: Eukaryota; Metazoa; Chordata; Aves; Cuculiformes; Cuculidae
Product: 1-acyl-sn-glycerol-3-phosphate acyltransferase alpha
Exons: 6
Coding region: 146-955 (269 amino acids)
Biological process (GO): phosphatidic acid biosynthetic process
Cellular component (GO): membrane; endoplasmic reticulum
Molecular function (GO): 1-acylglycerol-3-phosphate O-acyltransferase activity
Source: RefSeq, a predicted model, not a curated record
CUUUCGGAAGCAUCACUCCUGAAUCUAAUUAGAGCUUUAUGCCACUCACACGGAACUGAUCUAAACCCUGUUCCAUAACAUCAAGUGCUCAUGACUCAUUUACUGCUCUGCGCGACAUUCCUGUCGUUGACUCUGAACUGGAAGGAUGGUUGUUUUGUUUCUUCACUACCUAUUUAUGUUUCUGUUCAUUGCAUUUGUAGUCCUUUAUCAGGUGAAUCCUCCAUUCAGAUUCUUCUGCAAGAUGACCUUCUAUAAGUUCUGGCUCUUGGUCCUAGCGAUUCCGGUUAUUAUGGUCAGUAUUCCUCGUGGACGUAACAUGGAAAACACAAAGUUUUUGUGCAUGUUAUUUUGGCCACUCAAAUACAUCUUUGGUCUCCAGAUAGUUGUGAAUGGCAAGGAGAACCUCAGGACCAAGAAACCUUUCGUCCUUGUGUUGAAUCACCAGACCUCUCUUGACUUUCUAAUGGUUGCAGAGAUAUUACCAAGGCGCUGCGUGCCCAUUGCAAAAAAGGAAAUCCUAUACAUGGGCACUUUUGGCCUCGCCUGCUGGCUUUCAGGAAUCUUUUUCAUCGACCGCAAGAAGAGGGAGGAGUCUAUCGCUACCUUGACAGAGGUGGAACACUCCCUGCACAAAGAAAACUUCAGUGUUUUGAUCUUCCCUGAAGGAACUCGCAAUCAUGGUGGCUCCCUAUUGCCCUUCAAACGUGGGGCCUUCCAGCUGGCCAUGAAAGCCCAGGUGCCCAUUAUUCCUGUCGUGAUCUCUUCAUACCACACCUUCUACAACCCGAAGGAGAAGAGAUUUACACCAGGGAAAAGCAUCAUCCAGAUCCUGCCAGCAGUGGAGACCCUUGGCCUCGGCCCAGAUGAUGUUCCCAAGCUCACAGAGCAGGUCCGGGACUCCAUGCUUACCACCUAUCAGGGGAUAUCAGGAACGACAAACGGGGCUUCCCGUUAGCGAUCCUAUCUUCCAGCUCCAGCCGCAUGUGUCAUAGCUGAGAGGGAGGGCAUGGCAACCACAAGAAGAAAUCGGGACAACAAUGAAUUGCAGCCCUGCGACACCAGAGACAGGCAGAACAUCCACAGAAGAAGAAAAGCUUGUAAGUGAAGGUGGUGCAACAGUUGCCAUGUUCCUUCCAGAGAACUGUGCCUCCUGCAUGGACAGAUGCACCGUGGGUAGUGGGAUAUUUCUUUGUAAUCAUAAUCCUGAGAACCGAUCUCCACCUGGACCUCAGGCCGAGCUGGACCCUUCCUGUGAGCACCCUAUAACCAACUUUUCCUAUUCCAGACCAAAAAGAUGGAGGAUUUAUGCCUGAGCCUCUGGCCAUGCUGCCUGGGGAAGUGGUUGUCCUGAGACUGGAGGGCUGCCACGCUCCCCUAGAAGCGCAGGCAGGAGAAGGCACUGCCCCCUGCCUCUUCCCAUGAGGUGGACUUGGGAGGUCCCUAUGCUACGAGAAGGGAAAACCAAGGCAGCUUUGGGAGAGGGGAAUUAAAGAGCUUACAUGUGUCUGCAGGAGUUAGUGGUUUCCU